UACACAUGGUCAACCCGUGAAGACAGUAAAACCUGAGACCAGUCAGUCUGAUAAUACUGCAAGAAAUGAUGAUAACACUGGUGGUGAUACAGAUAUUAAGGCUGGUGAUAAUGCUUAUGAUAAUACUGGUGAUAAUACUGGUGAUAGUGCUGGUGGUAGUGCCGGUGAUAAUACUGGUGAUAAUGCUGGUGAUAAUACUGGUGAUAAUGCUGGUGAUAAUGCUGGUGAUAAUACUGGUGAUAGUGCUGGUGGUAGUGCCGGUGAUAAUACUGGUGAUAAUACUGGUGAUAAUGCUGGUGAUAAUGCUGGUGAUAAUGCUGGUGAUAAUACUGGUGAUAAUGCUGGUGAUAAUGCUGGUGAUAGUAAAACAGAUAAAGGAGAGUUUGAAAGUGGACAAGAACAUUGGCUUGGAGAAGAUAGGGUUGAUAUAACUGGUGGUUAUUGUCAGCAUGUAGAGAAUGAGCCUGUAGUAUAUUUGUAAUGAGAUGACAUGGAGAAGAUAUCUACCACCUGUACCAGUACAUUCAGGUUAUCCAAAAGGUUGGGUGUUGCUUAGUGAUUGUUUGCUCAAUAUGCCAGUAUGUUUGUUCUGUGAAAUGGUCAAUGUUUGUUAUAAAAUAGAAGGACUAGAGGAUGUUUUAGAACAUCCUCAGAAGAGGUUUUAUCCAGUUAUAAACUUACCUUUCUCUCUCACCCAACAACUUCUCCACUCUAAAAAGUAUGUACAAUCAUUCUCCACAUUGUGUUAUUACAUGGCAGAGAUGGGACUUCUAUCAUUUGGCAGGGAAGUCCUCAAAGAGAAGGAUCAGAUGUUCAUAUACCUGCACAAAAAUGCUUCUUUAUUAGACACAAAGCUAUCGUUAAAGGGUUACAACAAAACAAACGCUCCUGAAGGUCAUGUUUUCCAAGAGAAACAAUUCCACUUUGAUACUUUAAGUGACCUGCAGACAUACUGGGAAAUUCUUCAGAUUACUGCAGUAAAUAGUAAUCUAGGAUGUAAAUCAAUGGUUCAUAAAGACCUAGAAGAUGAAGUAACAUUUGAAGUAAAAUCUUUGAAGCAAGCAAGUGCAGCAUAUAAUCCAGAAACAGUGAAAGAUGUUGGUGUUUUACCUGGAGAUCGUAGGGGAGGUGCAGGUCUAGAUUCCUCUUUGUUCAGUCACACAAUGAAGAACUGGUCAAACUCUGGUGUGCUCAAACCACAUAGAAAAUACAGGAAACUGUCUAUUGCUGUUGGACUUAAAGGAGGACUGGACCUAGAAAGUAAAAGGGAAGUUGUGGACUUCUUUAAUAAGAAUCGACAGAAAGGCAAGGAAAGACCUGAUGAUCCUAAAAAACCUUCAGUUGUGAAAAAGAUUACAAGAGAAGUGUCUGGAAAUAAAGGGGGCAAAGGCAUCCUGAGAAGGGUACAUACAGAAUUCACCAAAACUCAUAAAAUAAUCAGCAGAAUGGAGGGUAAAAUUAUGAAAAAGAGAUGUAUAAAAAUACAAGAAAAAGUGAAGAAAAAGAAAAAGCCGUAUGAGAAGGGAGAUGCGAAAGACAAGGAUAUAUACAGAGAUCGUUGUAAGCUGAGAGUUGUCUGGUCUUUAAAAGAGGAUUCUGUGCUACUGAUGUGUCGUUUGGCUACAUUGAUCAUGGACAACAAAAAGAAAACAGCACUGGUAUCAUACAUCAGGAUUAGAGAUUAUUUACAUGAGAAAUGUGGAACCAUAGCUUACGACAAGACCUCACAGGCGGUACAGAGACGCAUAAAGUUUGUCUUAAAGAAUCCUCAGACAGAAGCCAAUUUACUAGUAUAUUAUCGGGAAGCCAUGCAGGACGAGUUUGUAUUGACAAAUUAUGUUUCAAAGGAGUUUGUCUUGACUGACACAGAUUUAGAACCGAAGUUUAGAAAACUGGUGGAAUAUCUUCUAGAUAAGUUUAAAUCGUUAGAUUUACAGAAAUGUUGCCUACCAGAUACCCUAGAAGAUCUUAGACAGAACUAUAGCAUUCAGUACAUUGGAAAACUUCAGCCUCGUAAAGUGUACCAUGAUGUGAAGAAUAAAACUGAGAUCUGUCAAGAUGUGCUGAGAAAUAUCUUACAUAGUGCUGUAUUGUUACAAGAUAAACAAGGUAGAACGCACGAGAUGUUCAAGCUGCUCAGUCAGUAUCCAGAUGCCCUACUUUCUGCUGUUGUUAGAGAACUGAGGACUGAUGGUCUCUUUGUGAUAAACAAGAAGAACUCCCAGCGUGAUUCUGUAAAUCAGUUACAGGCAGGAAUGGGUCUUAGAAAUUUUAAAGUUGCACAGAGGUACCUUUAUCAGUUCAAGCAUAAAUAUUUGAGUGUUAUGUUUGAAGAGAGUGCAAAGUUGAUAAGUGAAUUAAGUGAUAAACACAUCCAUGGUGAAGGAGAUGAUGAAAUGUUUACCCUGCCAUUUCAUCCUAAAAGUGGUGAAUGUGCAGCACUGUUUCCAUUGAUUCUCAACAGGAGGCUUGAUCUGAAAAUCACCAUGCCUCAGGAACUUGUUAUUGUUGAUAUGGAAGGCUUCUAUAAGUUUCCAUGGGGACGUGGUAAGAACUCAUCCUCACAAACAAAGGGAGAUAAGAUAUUACAAGAAAUAAAACAUCCUGAAUCUAGCAGAGAUAAACUGUCAGAAUGUUCAGCAGAACAGAGUAAAGAAGAUGAAAAUGCUGAGAAAGAUACAAAUGGUAAAGUGUCAAAACUUUCUAACACAGAUGAUAAAGUUGAAAAUAAUGCAAUGGAUAUUGAAGAUGAAACAAAUACAACAAGUCAAACUGAUCAAGAGGUUAAUAAGGAGACUGUUGACAAACCUGCGAGCAAGAAAUGCUCCAAAGAAAUCCCAAAAGAUAAAGAAGAACACGAGACAGAUUUAAGUGGACCAAGUACAAGUUCAACAAAGGUUACAGGUGACUCAGAUAAAUUGAAGGGUGUUGAAAAGUCAGAGAGUAACGUUAGUACUGGUAGUACACAUAUUAGCACAAACCACUCCACAGUUGUAAUUCCUGAUUUGGAUCAAGCCCACCAGACAUCAGACGCACUACCAGGUACGGUGGCGGGGAUAGCAUCCCGCACAUUGUUAUCAUUGAGACGAGCUGAAGAUUGCACUUGUGAUGAUAUCAGGAUAUUUAAUGCUCAAGACAACUUUGUUGUUAACGCGUGUGACAUUGGAAUCAAGAUAAGAAAAGAUCAAGAGGAAGGUAAAGGUGGAAAUCCAUUACUGACAAAAGUUUCAGCUGGUGAAGACAAGACUAAACAUACUGCUAAAGGUAGUCAUAUCAGUAAUCAGAUUUUAACAGACAAAACAGCUGUGGAUGAAGUUGAUGAAAGGACAGAGGAGAAACUGAUGAAAGAGAGGAUGGACAAUGUAUCUAAGCUGUUGUUGGAUAAAACUAGAAUUAAAGAUAUAUAUACCAACCUCCAGAAACUACUUCCAUUCCAGAUUGACAUACAGCAAGUAUGGGCCAGUAUUAAAGACCAGGGUGCUUCUGAAGAAGAUCUUAAGUUGUACAAGAAAGUUUACAGUGCCAUAGACAGUCAUGGAGAAAUUGGAGUGAGAUGUUAUGACCUUAAAAAAGAGUUUGUAUCUGGUACUCCAUGGAGAGAAGCCCUAGAUAUCCUCAUACAUCAGAACGCUGUAUGUAUUAUUUCUCCACGCUUUACUUAUACUUUCCUCUUCUUAUCUCCAUGUGUGUCAUCAUAUUUCAUUUAUGUUGUUCAUAUUUCAGUGUCAUAGCUCUAGUUAUGAUCAUAGCAAUAUUAUACAAGUUGUAGAUAUAUAUGGGAACAAUUUGUUUGUGCUCAGAAACACAUAAGAGUAAUGUUGAGAGAUGGUCAGAAACAGUCUGUAUAUGAUAUAUCAUAGUAUGAUGUUUAUUCUGUACAAACAAUAGUGCAGAAAUACGUCCUUUACUUAAUGUCAAGGUUAAUCUGUCUGAAACUUUAACAUACAUAAUCUAUCUGUCUAUUAUAGUUGAAUCUAUGUUAAAAAUUAUCACCAAUUAAAGACAACAUUAAGAAAACUUGCCACUUAGGGUGUUCAUGUCAAACAAUUACCUUUUAAUGUGAGACCGCAUGUAAAUUUUAUACCCUUGAGUCUAGUAUUUAAAGUUUUAACUGCCACUUCUGGUGAAAAUUAAAUUUUGCAAUUUUAUGUGUGUUUUAUUAAAAUUCAUAUACAUGUAUGUGAAAAUUACUACAUGUAAUUAAAAUACUGUCUGAAGUCCAAUGUAUAUAAACAUGGUAAUGUAUUGAUAUAGAAAUCCAAUUUCAAACAAGAUUGUUUGUACAACAUUACUUCAUCAAAUAUAAUUCUUAUAUUGCUUUUAAAUUGAAGUGACAUCAAAUACAAUAUUUAUUACACUACACUUUGAUGUUUAAGAUUUAUUAUAUGUUCAGAAAAUAUUUGUUUGCAUCAGGCUUCCCCAGAAAGGAGGAAAUUAGCUUGUAGACAGGUUUUUGUGGUGACCAAUAUAACAUUUAAUCUGAAUUAAAGUAUGGAAUUUCUCUUUGUAUAAGAUUAUCUUAGAAUAUUAAUAUAAA
Ruditapes philippinarum (Manila clam) is the source of this 4537-nucleotide messenger RNA. RefSeq names its product general transcription factor 3C polypeptide 1-like. Gene Ontology annotation, biological process: transcription initiation at RNA polymerase III promoter; 5S class rRNA transcription by RNA polymerase III. Gene Ontology annotation, molecular function: DNA binding. The transcript has 22 exons. The coding region runs from base 486 to 3731 and encodes 1081 amino acids. The record is from RefSeq and is a predicted model, not a curated record. NCBI's taxonomy places the organism in Eukaryota, Metazoa, Mollusca, Bivalvia, Venerida, Veneridae. Gene Ontology annotation, cellular component: transcription factor TFIIIC complex.